AGGCCCUCGGGAGACGCGGCUGCCGGCACGCGGGCGCCCAGGGCACAGGUCCCUCCUGGCCGCCUUGGGCGUUGCUGGCUGAGUCCCACGGCAGCAGGUGCCCAGGGACAGGAAAGGCUGGGAGCCGGAGGCUGCUGCUGGGCGCUGCGCAUAUUGUUCCAAGGUGCUGGCACACGGGCAAGGAGUCCUAGAAGAGAGGCCUGCAGAUUCUGCUCUCAGCAAGCCUGUCGUCUAGUGGAAGAGACUGGCCAGGACACACACCCAUGUGUGGAUGCUGCUGUGGGUUGGCGGCAGGGCUCGAGAGUGUGCCGUUAGGCACAUGAAUGGUCGAGUCUUCAAAGGUGUGCAGCCGGAAGGGGAGGUACUUGUGAAGACGCUGUCGGCUGGCCCCCUGUGCCCUUGGUGCCCUGGCUGCCUAGAGAGCCUCAGCGCUGGGCCCUGGGGCCAGGACUCCAGGACUCUGACCACCUGCCUUCCCGCAGCCUCCGUGGCUGCGCCCCCCUCAUUAGCACUGAUGCUAGUACAGAUGCACUGAUCUCGGACACAGGGGACACAGCCGGGAGGCGUUGUGGGGCUGGGCCAUGGCUGCUCCCAGGUCCUACCCAGGCGCCUGAGCCUAGAAGGUGAAAAGAGGGCUCUCAGGGGCUCGAUGCUGAUUGGCCCUGCCCUCCCUUCCCCCCAGCAAGGUGCCAGGAAGCUGGAGCUUUGUUAUCUGGGUAAUUAGCUUCAGACCCUGGACUGAGGCUGGCCAGGUCUCGAGGCUGCUUCCCGCAGGCUGUGCACCCUGACCCUUGGAGGGAGGCGAAGUGCUGCUGGUCGACAGCUGGAGACCGGCCUGGGGAUCAGGUUCGGGGUGCCCUCCCACGCUGCCCUCCCUGCCCUGGCCCACACUCCCAGGGCUGCCUGGGCCUGGUUAUCGCGUGGGGCCUCCUGACCCAGCCAAGAGCACGGAGCUUUGGGAAGGGGAUGCCCCCGAGGGUGUCAGUCCAGUCAGCUGCCCCACCCCUCAGGCCCAGCCUGGCCCCCAAGCUCCCCACUCUGGUGCCCCGAGCAGCCCUGUGGGCAAUCAGCCCCCGCCAUGGCCGAGCACCUGGAGCUGCUGGCAGAGAUGCCCAUGGUGGGCAGGAUGAGCACGCAGGAGCGGCUGAAGCAUGCCCAGAAGCGCCGUGCCCAGCAGGUGAAGAUGUGGGCCCAGGCUGAGAAGGAGGCCCAGGGCAAGAAGGGUCCUGGGGAGCGCCCCCGGAAGGAGGCAGCUGGCCGAGGGCCCCGGAAGCAGGUCCUCUUUCCUCCCAGUGUUGUCUUUCUGGAGGCUGCUGCCCGCAAUGACCUAGAGGAAGUCCGCCAGUUCCUUGGUAGUGGGGUCAGUCCUGACCUGGCCAACGAGGAUGGCCUGACGGCCCUGCACCAGUGCUGCAUCGACGACUUCCGAGAGAUGGUGCAGCAGCUUCUGGAGUCAGGGGCCAGCGUCAAUGCCUGCGACAGUGAAUGCUGGACGCCUCUGCAUGCUGCGGCCACCUGCGGCCACCUGCACCUGGUGGAGCUGCUCAUCUCCAGUGGUGCCGAUCUCCUGGCAGUCAACACCGAUGGGAACAUGCCUUAUGACCUGUGUGAUGACGAGCAGACGCUGGACUGCCUGGAGACUGCCAUGGCUGACCGCGGUAGGUGCGGCGCUGUGGCUGUGGGAGGGCUCCCGGGUGCACUCUCUCUGAGCCUGCUGCCUUGCAGGCAUCACCCAGGACAGCAUCGAGGCCGCCCGGGCCGUGCCGGAACUGCGCAUGCUGGACGACAUCCGGAGCCAGCUACAGGCCGGGGCAGACCUCCAUGCCCCCCUGGACCACGGGGCCACACUGGUGAGGGCUGGAGGGUGAGGGGCGCGGGGGGCCGGAGGCCUUGCUACUUGGAGUGGGGGCAUGGGGCUGAAUUCAGGCCGGGCACUUGCCCGCAGCUGCACAUCGCAGCAGCCAACGGGUUCAGUGAGGCGGCUGCCCUGCUGCUGGAGCACCGAGCCAGCCUGAGCGCCAAGGACCAAGACGGCUGGGAGCCGCUGCACGCUGCGGCCUACUGGGGCCAGGUGCCCCUGGUGGAGCUGCUCGUGGCGCAUGGGGCGGACCUGAACGCAAAGUCCCUGAUGGAUGAGACACCCCUUGAUGUGUGCGGGGAUGAGGAGGUGCGGGCCAAGCUGCUGGAGCUGAAGCACAAGCAUGACGCCCUCCUGCGCGCCCAGGGCCGCCAGCGCUCCUUGCUGCGCCGCCGCACCUCCAGCGCAGGCAGCCGUGGGAAGGUGGUGAGGCGGGUGAGCCUGACCCAGCGAACCGACCUAUACCGCAAGCAGCAUGCCCAGGAGGCCAUCGUGUGGCAACAGCCGCCGCCCACCAGCCCGGAGCCGCCCGAAGACAACGAGGACGGCCACACUGACGCUGAGCUCAGGCCGCCGCCCCCAGAGCCUGAACCCAAGGUCGGGGAAGGGGGAGGAGCCCCUGGUGGCCUCUGGGACCUUCACUGCCCCUGCCCGCAGGACGACAACCCCGAAGUGGCUAGGCCACACAAUGGCCGAGUAGGGGGUUCCCCAGCCCAGCAUCUGUACUCCAAGCGACUGGACCGGAUUGUCUCCUACCAGCUGAGCCCCCCAGACAGCACCACCCCCCACGCCCUGGUCCACAACAAGGCCCACCACACCCUGGCUGACCUGAAGCGCCAGCGAGCUGCAGCCAAGCUGCAACGAACCCCACCUGAGGGGCCCGAGAGCCCCGAGGCCACCAAGCCUGGCCUGCCUGAUGACACGGAGACCCCCCAGCCUGACUGUGGCUUCAGGGCAGGCGGUGACCCACCCCUGCUCAAGCUCACGGCUCCGGCGGUGGAGGCGCCUGUGGAGAGGAGGCCAUGCUGCUUGCUCAUGUGAGGCCGUCGCUCAGCGUGCAGGGGCCCUGUCCCAGGCACAGUCCAAGGCUGCUCCCCACGGUGCCUGGCCCAGUGCUGCAGGAGGGCAGCACGGAACCCCGGCUUCUGGGCAGGACACUGGCCCCUCUCCGGGCAGAAGACAUGCCUGGGGGACAUCUGGCUGCAAAGACUAUUUUUAUCCUGCGACUCUUGAUAAAGGGCUGUUUGCCAUGGA
Messenger RNA from Cebus imitator (Panamanian white-faced capuchin), 3112 nucleotides. RefSeq names its product protein phosphatase 1 regulatory subunit 16A (gene PPP1R16A). Gene Ontology annotation, molecular function: enzyme inhibitor activity; protein phosphatase regulator activity; protein binding. Gene Ontology annotation, cellular component: cytoplasm. The record is from RefSeq and is a predicted model, not a curated record. Bases 1079 to 2899 code for a protein of 606 amino acids. Lineage: Eukaryota; Metazoa; Chordata; Mammalia; Primates; Cebidae. The transcript has 10 exons.